Molecule: messenger RNA, 524 nt
Organism: Vitis riparia (riverbank grape)
Lineage: Eukaryota; Viridiplantae; Streptophyta; Magnoliopsida; Vitales; Vitaceae
Product: PR domain zinc finger protein 10-like
Exons: 3
Coding region: 24-347 (107 amino acids)
Biological process (GO): maturation of SSU-rRNA from tricistronic rRNA transcript (SSU-rRNA, 5.8S rRNA, LSU-rRNA)
Cellular component (GO): nucleus
Source: RefSeq, a predicted model, not a curated record
UUGAGGAGGUAGCUGAAAAAUUAAUGACUAUGCAUGAAGAAUGUUUGGAAGGUAAUUAUCAGUCAAUUGAAAAACUAAGGGAAGCCAGUUCCCGGCCUGCUGUUCAUCAUAUUAGACAGGCUGUUAAUGAGGACAAUGAUGAUGAUGAUGACGACGACAAUGAUGAGAACAUGGGAAAUGAUAAUUCAUCAAACAUGAUUGUGGAUGCACCAGAAGCCCCCCCACCAAAUUUAAAUCCAGCAGACAUGCCAGUAGAGGAGCCAAGGGCCUCAAACCCUAAGGUUGCUGAAGCAGAUGAUGGAUGGGUGGUAGUUGCCUCCAAGCGGAAUGGGGGUAAAAGGAACUGAGUUUCCCAUGCCCUGUGGCCUUUUAUAUUUAGUAUAUUUUUUCCCAUGUUUUUUUUUACCCUUUUUAUUUUCCCAUUGUGUAUUAUCUAAAUUCUUUUUUUUUAAGGAAGAAAAACUUUGUUUGGUGAUAUCUUAUUAUUUAGAGCCUAUUUGAUAUGGUUGUCGUCUCAUUGUUGA